GUUACAAUACCAUUCCUCUUCGUCUUCUUCGUCUUCUUCAAUGCUCGUCUCAACCUUUUAAAGAGAAACCCCAGAAGAAGAGGGACUACGCUCCCAAAACCCCGUCCCCCAAAACCGCGUCCCCCAAAACCCCGUUUCCACCACCGCCACCGCCGCCGCCGCCGCCGCGAUGGGUUUCACGGUGACGAAGAUCUCGGAGGAGCGGGUCCGACCGGCCGGUCCGACCCCGAGCGGUUCGCUCCCGCUGGCGUGGGUCGACCGGUACCCGACCCACCGGGGCCUGGUGGAGUCGAUGCACAUCUUCACCAAGGCCACCGAACCGGCCCGGGUCAUCAAGGAAGCCCUCGCCAAGGCCCUCGUUUUCUACUACCCCCUCGCCGGUCGAAUCGUCGAACCGGUUCAGGGCGAACCGGCCAUCGAUUGCACGGCCGAUGGGGUCUAUUUUGUCGAGGCCGAGGCGAAUUGUAGCUUGGAGGAGGUGAAUUACUUGGAGAGGCCCCUCAUGCUCUCCAAAGAUGAGCUCGUCCCCUACCCUAGCAAAGAGGAUUGGGAGAUCGAACCCGCGAAUACGAUUAUGAUGAUGCAGAUCACGACGUUCACGUGCGGCGGCUUCGUGAUGGGGCUGCGCUUCAACCACGCGUCGGCGGACGGGCUGGGGUCGGCGCAGUUCAUCACGGCGGUGGGGGACCUGGCCCGGGGGCUGCCGGAGCCGGCGGUGGAGCCGGUGUGGGCGCGGGAGACGUUCCCGAACCCGGCGGUGAGGCCGGGGCCGCUGCCGGAGCUGCCGGUGCUGGCCCUGGACUACAUCGUGCUGGACUUGCCCGGCGACUACAUCAGCCGGCUCAAGUCCCAGUACCUGGAGCACAGAGGGCGGCACUGCUCCGGGUUCGACGUGGUGGUGGCGAAGCUGUGGCAGUGCCGCACCCGCGCCCUGGCCCUGGCGGCCGACAGCCCGGUGAAGCUGUGCUUCUUCGCGAGCGUGCGGCACCUGCUGAAGCUGGAGCGCGGGUACUACGGGAACUCGAUCUUCCCCGUGAAGAUGUCGGCGGCGAGCGGGCGCAUCGCGGCGGCGGGGCUGAUGGAGGUGGUGGACAUGAUCAGGGACGCCAAGCGCAGGAUGGCCGGGGAGUUCUUGGAGUUCGCGAAGGGGGAGGUGGCGGCCGACCCCUUCCAGAUGACCUUCAACUACGAGUCCGUCUACGUGUCGGAUUGGAGCAAGCUGGGCUUCGCCGAGGUGGACUACGGCUGGGGCCCGCCCAAGGUGGUGGGCCCCCUCGUCAACAACGACUUCAUCGCCUCCUGCGUCAUCCUCAAGGCGCCCGUGCCCCUCGACGGCGCGCGCAUGCUCGCCAGCUGCGUCACCAAACAGCACUCCCACGAGUUCCUGCGGGGGAUGAAGGAUUUGGAGUGACCCAUCCAGUGACCCAGCGACCCAGCGACCCAGUGACCCAGCGAUCAGCGAUCAGCGGCAGGAUUAAAUUAAUUAUUAUUUAUAUUAUUAUUAUUAGUCACACGCUUUUUUUUUUACUUCUUUACACGUACGGACCCGGAUGUACUUUCUUAUUUGUGUUUUUUUAGGAGCUUUAUUAUUGGCAGUUUACUGAGGAUGUUUGUUCCGAACUAAUAAAAAUAAAAAGGUGUAUUUGCUCUCUUCCUUUUUUUUUCU
Messenger RNA from Ananas comosus (pineapple), 1666 nucleotides. Its product is annotated as acyl transferase 9-like. The record is from RefSeq and is a predicted model, not a curated record. Bases 170 to 1411 code for a protein of 413 amino acids. The transcript has 2 exons. Lineage: Eukaryota; Viridiplantae; Streptophyta; Magnoliopsida; Poales; Bromeliaceae.